CUUAGCAACCACUUGGAGAGAGAGAAAUCAGGAAGCCAAGAAAAUGGCAGUUGGUUCUGGAGAGAAGAAAACAGAACCAUGAGUAUCUCUCUCAGAAGAUUUUCCAAAGAGAAGACUUAGAAGAAAAAGGGCUGCACCAUGGCAGAUUCUUUAUCUUAUAGGGAUCCUAUAUCUUCUAGUGUAGGAAGAAGGAUGAUUUUCACAGGUCCCGAAGCUAAAAAAGAUUAUAAACCAAAAAUUCCUUUAUAUACUAAAUAUAUUGGGGAAAAGAGCCCAGUAUUAGAAACAACUACUGAACUCGAUUACUUAUGGAGACCUGCCCCAAACAAGAAUUUUAUAGCAAGAGAGAAACAUUUCUAUGUUGGUGAAAUUGGUUGGGGCAUACCAGCAUUGAGUUAUACCAAUGAUUCAAGACUUCAGACAGGUUGGAACAAAAAGCAAGGAGAAUUUCACAAAGCUGCAGAGGACCUGCUCAGUCACCGGUACCAAAAUCCAUGGUACCCUAACCCUCAAAUUCUGGAUCUACAAGGAGCAAGUCGAUCCUAUCUUGCCUGGAAUAUCGGUGAUCAUGAGAACAUCUCUGAAAGACAUUCCAAGUGGGCUAAUAUCGUCAGGAACCUGAAAAGCAUGAGAUAUUCUAACUGCUCAUCAAUAUCCAAAGUAGACCAAAAGAUAGCUUUCUCUCAAGGAUUAUCGACUUCUCCAAGUCACUCUGAGUCCCAAGAGCAGUAUCAUCAAAGUGCUGUGGAGGAUUCCCAGAUUCAAAAAUCCAAUAGCGCACAAACCGAACCGGUUUCUGGAAAAGAAAAUGCCACGAAAACCCCAUAGCCCAUGAAGAAAGAUGUAGUGACAAUGUGUAAUCUGGACAGAGGGCCUCAAUCUCAAACCGUACAAGUGACGGUCUAGAUGAGAAGAUGCUUUCCUACAAAGACUGUUAGGUUGAGUAAUUCUGAGUGUCAAUAAAAUGAUUUUUCAAAAAACUGUUAAGGAAAAGUUCCUUGAAA
This is a messenger RNA of Monodelphis domestica (gray short-tailed opossum), 1004 nucleotides long. It is a transcript of the gene SPMIP2, whose product is annotated as sperm microtubule inner protein 2. NCBI's taxonomy places the organism in Eukaryota, Metazoa, Chordata, Mammalia, Didelphimorphia, Didelphidae. The record is from RefSeq and is a predicted model, not a curated record.